CAGAACACGGUAGAAACCUAAUGUAAAGUUCGAAUGUACUUCAUUUGUAGUUACAGAGACACUUUAUUUAAUUUGCACUACCACCUACUUCCUUUUCUUUUCGAACCGUUCAUCCAGCUAGCAAGAGUAGCUAGGUAGCCAACUGCAAUUAGGAGAAACUUUUAAGUGAAGUUACUUAACUAACAAGCAGUUGUGCUGGUCCCAGAAUGUGAGAGACUGUUAUCAGGAAGACCUUUGGUACAGUUGCACAAUUGUAAAACACUGACGGGUAAAAAUAGUGAAUAAAAUCAUUAGUCCCGUUGGCACAGGCCGACAGAAUGUUAUAGCUUCUUUAGUCACAUAGCAUUUUCUCUGGCAAAUAAAACAUUAAACAUCGCUCUUUUAGUUAUAACGUCAAUUGAAACCAUACGUAACAGUUUAUGAGAGACCAUGUGGACGGAAAAAAUUACGUUUGCUUUUAAAGUACUUUUUUUGCUUUCCUGGAUUGCAAAAGUACACGCGCAGACAUGUGAGGGGCAUUGUGGCCAAAAACGGGAGAUCUGCUCAUGCCAUGCAACAUGCGUGUCCCUACGGAACUGUUGUGCUGAUUAUAGACAAUUCUGUCUGGAGAUAUCCCCCUACUCAGGAACAAUGUUUGGAGGGACAGACUUCACUGUCCUACAUGUAACAUUUAACCACAGUUCCAGACUAAUCUGCAGGUUCAGCGGAGAAAUUGAAACUGACGGCUAUAUUGACGGAGAUGGCAGGGGUCAUUGUAUUUCCCCUUUAUUGUAUGAAACAGGGUGGAUACCUUUUGAUAUCUCAUCCGAUGGUGUGACGUACAAUAGACAUGGGUCGUGGUUAUCAGUCCAUUCUGGUAAACUGGAUCCUGGGUUUAAAGUCACCCUUGAGAAUGCAACCCAGUGGCAGUACUAUGGCACCCCCGGCAUUGGCGGAACUCUGCGGAUGACUUGGAACACUUCUCUCAUCAGAGCAGAUAAGGUCAAAGUGGAGCUAUGGGGAUACAGAGAAUUGGGAGAGCCCUACUCAGAUAACUGGCUACCAGAAUGGGAGUAUCUGUACACUUUGGAGAGCGACCUUCCAAACAAUGGCGAAUUCAGCUUUGUUCCCAAACCCUCAAAGAAGCCCUUCUCGGAGUGGGAGCUUGGUAGUGUCCGUGUGAGCCAUAGCUCAAAUUCAGAUGGGAAAUGGAACGUUCAGGCUGCGUGGAGCGAGGACCACGCCCUGGCCUGGCACCUGGAGGAGAGUUUCAGACAAGACUCCAACGCCUGGGCACUAGACAAGUGUCUGAAGUGGGACGAGCUGGAGAGGAAUCUGCCCAACUUUCUGAACGAGACCAUUGACUGCCCAUGCACUCUGGCCCAGGCCCGGGCUGACACUGGCAGGUUUCAUACAGAUUAUGGGUGUGACAUAGAGAAGGGGAGUGUGUGCACCUACCAUCCAGGCAGUGUUCACUGUGUACGAGCCAUACAAGCCAGCCCCAAAUAUGCUGCGGGACAGCAGUGUUGCUAUGACAGCACGGGAGCACAGGUGCUGACAUCCGAUUCCAUCGGAGGGAGCACCCCUGACCGGGGGCACGAUUGGGGAUCUCCUCCAUACAAGAAGCCUCCCAGGGUCCCAGGAGUGUCCCACUGGCUCUACGAUGUUCUCAGUUUCUACUACUGCUGUCUGUGGUCAGACAACUGCCACUACUACUUCACCCACCGGCCCUCCAGUGACUGCAGGACCUACCAAGCCCCAAAAGCAGGCAUCGCGUUCGGCGACCCUCACUUCAUAACGUUUGACGGCACCAGCUACACCUUCAACGGGAAAGGGGAGUACUACCUCGUGCUCGCGCCUGACAAAGGCCUCACUGUUCAAGGCAGGACAGAGCCUGUGAAACUAGAGAACGGUAGCCUGGGUAAGGCCACAAGGUUGUCUGCACUGGCGAUGAAGGAGAAUGCGUCUGAUGUCAUAGAGGUGCGCCUCACUGACCACGAAGAUCACUUGGAAGUGUUGAGGAACGAGGAGGCUCUCUCCUUCUCUCAGCAGAGCUGGUUGGACCUGAAAGGUGUCUUUGUUUUCUCCUCCGUCCCGCAAAAUGUGACGGUCAUGUUUCCCACGGGAGCCGGGGUGGAAGUUCGAGCCAGAGGGGGCGCCAUGGCAGCCACCGUGCUGCUCCCCCGGGAGUUCCACAACCAGACACUCGGCCUGCUGGGCCAAAUGAACGACGACCCCACGGACGACCUUGUCUCAAGUGAUGGGGUGGUCGUCCCCUCUGACCAGAGCCCCGAGUUGCUCUUCAAAUUUGGAGCAGGCUGGGCCAUCACAAAUGAGACUUCUCUCUUCACAUACGACACAGAGCAUCUGCUGAACACGUAUUACUUUGCGCCGAAGCAUGACCCAGGGUUUGUUCCUGCUUUUUCUGUCCACGAGGACCCCAACGACCCGCUCUACGCCCAAAUGUCGAAAAUUUGUUUCGGCCCAGGCUCUUGGUUCUGCAAGUAUGACACCCUCAGCAGUCAAAGUCUUGUGAUGGGCAACGCCACCCAUGUCUCUUUUCAGAGCCACAUGUCCAUCGUGACAGACCUGGAACCUGUGGUGUCCUGUGGAUGGUUGGCGCCACCCAAGAAUGGCCAGAAGGAGGGGACGACGUAUCUGGAGGGGGCAAAAGUGACAUUCUCCUGCAACAAAGGCUAUGUGCUCUCAGGGUCAAGUGAACGCACCUGUCAGAUGGAUGGCCAGUGGUCAGGCGAGACCACCCACUGCGUCUCUGAUAAUGUCCUGGGAAUUGUGCUGGGCAGUGUGUUUGCAUCCAUGGCAUUGAUCACCAUGAUAGCAACAAUUGCAAUUCACAACAGGAAACGGAAAAGGAAGGCAGCACAGAUCGAACUCAAAGGUAAUCUUUGAACAGAGUUGACCCAACAGCCAACAGAUUACCCAACUGUUUGAUGUAGCCUUGUAGGCAAUGUUACUGUGAGGACAAACGGUGAAAUUUGAUCAUGUGUACCUAACUUCCUUUUGUGGAGUUAACCUUGAAAUGACCCACAAAAAGUGCGGAUCUUUGAUUUCAAAAAUCAUGUAGACACAAUAGGUAUUAUCAAGUCUCCAAUAUGAAGUCUGUAUACAAUGUAGUAACAAUUACAUAGUCCACUGACAUCUAGAUUUGCAAACUCAUAAUGGCUUGUAUGCAUCAAUAAAGGAAUGUUAAUUUAGGCUUCCUUUAUGCCUCGAGGCAUUUAAGAUAAAGAGGUAGGAUUAAUGUUAUUGAAUGAUUUAUUGUCAUUUUUUGGAUGAAGCUGCAUAAUGUGUCUUUUGCAUAGAAUUACUAUGUAGACAUCAGUUUUUGAAGCUGUAUAUCCUGAGUUCCUCUGCUAAGAUCCGUCGCAGUCGCCACUUGUUUGGAGAGAGCCUUUUGCACUAUAAAGGCACUUGCACAAUGACCUAAUAUCACCCCCCAAACUGCCAUGAACACCAGUAUCAGGUCUGUGUGCUUUGUACAUUUACAUUUACAUUUAUUCAUUUAGCAGACGCUUUUAUCCAAAGCGACUUACAUAGGUUACAGUUCUUUACAAUGUUAUCCAUUUAUACAGCUGGAUAUUUACUGAGAUUUACUUUGUAGAUCUGCCUGUAGCCUUUUCUCCUUAUUCAAUAUCUGCAUCAGUCAGUGUCAGCCAAAGUCAGGGGAGGAAUUUUGAUAGCCCACUGCCAUGCUCACUAGGAAGGCUGCUACUUGGUCCUAUAGUCAAAAUGCAGUGUGGACACAAUACUGCACUUUUUUAUCUGUCUGUAAAGAGCAACAUAGUUUGACACACGUGCAAAGUGGACAGUUUUAAAUCUCCUGGAAGUUUAAAGAAGCAAGGUUUUCAAAUGUUCAUAGUUCAUACCAUUUAACUUUGGGUUGACAGGACAGUUUUUUUUCCCCACAAUAAAGACUGAACAGCAAAUGCACUGAUAAGAAAAUUCAAAGUGGUAAACUCUUAAAAGCUGAAAAGCAGAGUACACAGUCAAGAUGGCUUCUUUAUCUGUACUAGGAUGAAAUAUUUGUGCUAGACAGAGGUUUCCUUUCAGUGCCUCAGAGAUGUAAAUCAUUACUUCACACUGACAGUAAUACAACUGUUUUUGUUAAGGUUUAUCAAGUGUUUCUACAAAUUUGGAUUCUGCUGUAUGCCACAGUUGCUAUGUAGUACUCAGGCAAUGGGCAUCUGAGCCACAUUUAUUAACAGAAAACAGCAGGAUGAAAAUGUUUGUGGGCAUAAAAACUUUUUCCCUUAGAGUUUUUGACAUUUACAAUGCUUAUGACAAGAUUAUUUCCAUUUCCAAUGCACCAUUAAACAGGGUAGAACAUAUGAUAUAUGUAUAGACAUUUGUAGACUUGCUAUGUUUUGGUGUUUUAAUAAUUUGGUUGCCAUGGUAUUUCAAGUGGCUCCAAGUUAGGUUGUUUACAACAUUGUAAUGCCCAGUGACAUUAAUAGUGAAUGGACUGGCAAAGGGAGCUUUGAAUUUCAAACUUUCAAAUACAGCAUUUCUUGCUGAGAAAAGGGUUACCUCCUUUCUGUUUACAGGUUCUAUUACAGAAUGGAUCAGUGUUGAUCUGUUGGGGGAUAUCGGUCG
This is a messenger RNA of Megalops cyprinoides (Indo-Pacific tarpon), 4593 nucleotides long. It is a transcript of the gene susd2, whose product is annotated as sushi domain containing 2. The record is from RefSeq and is a predicted model, not a curated record. The coding region runs from base 430 to 2889 and encodes 819 amino acids. The transcript is spliced from 15 exons. Lineage: Eukaryota; Metazoa; Chordata; Actinopteri; Elopiformes; Megalopidae.